AUGAGUGCUAUUUCAGCUGCUGAAAGACAAAAAUAUGCAGAAAUAUUUCAAGCAAGAGGCCAAGUCAAUGGCUACAUGUCUGGUGCAAUUGCUAGAGAUGUCUUGUUAAAUUCUAACUUGCCUCCUAAUCGUCUUGAGCGUAUUUGGGACCUUUCAGACAUUGACAAAGACGGCAAUCUCGACUUUGAAGAAUUUUGUAUUGCUAUGCACUUGACAUUCGAUUGCAUCAAUGGUGUUGAACCGCCCAUCUCUCUUCCACCUAGCCUCGUUCCCUCUACCAAAGCGCAUCUCUUACCUUCAUCAUAUGGUAGCUACCAGCAACCUCAAUCUACUGGAUACUAUCAACAGCCACAACCAACAGGAUAUUAUCAGCAACCUCAAGCAACAGGUUAUCCUAGUGGAUAUCAGCAACCACAGCCUACAGGGUAUCAACAACCACAGCCCACGGGAUACCAGCAACCACAGCCUACGGGAUACCAGCAACCACAGCCUACGGGAUACCAGCAAGCUCAACCGACCGGGUAUUAUCAGCAAUCUUAUCAAGAGCCUGAGUUUGUGUGGGAUAUGACGCCUGAUGAGAUGACAUCGUAUCAAAAUAUCUAUGCCAAAUAUGCAAAUGAGACAGGAAAAGUCAAGUUUGCUCAAAUGAAUGAUUUUUAUGACACCUUGGGUCUUCCUCGUACGGAUCUGACAAAUGCAUGGACAUUGAUUGAUGUCAACCAUGCCAACGCACUUACUCAAGACCAAUGUCUCAUGUUUUACCACGUUCUUAACCAGCGCACCAAGGGUGCUCGUAUUCCCAAAGAAUUACCUCCUGAUCUCCAUGCUGCAUUCGCUGGAGAAUAUGCAGCUGAUUUUGGUCAACGUCCUGGAUCGGGCACAGGUGCUCGUAAGGGCAACAGUACGCCCAUGUCAAGCAGCGCCAAACUGGCAGAUAACUAUGUGAGUCGCUUAGGAGCAGCCAGUACAUCUCUAAGUUCAAAGAGCACAUUAUCAGGCAGCAAAUACGACGAGGAAGAGAUGCUGAAACGUGAAUUAGCAGAACUCAAGGAGCGUGUUAGAGAGGCAGAGCAAAGAGCAGCCCAGGCUAAAGAAAGUGAACACUACGAAUCCUUUGCUUCCCGCCCUCUUCGUGAUCAAUUUCAAGCACUUUAUGAUUACAAGCUUCGUCAGCUCACGGAUCAGUCCGAUAUUGAAGACAAGGUGCGCAAACAGGAAAGAGAUAUCGAGGCUGCUCGUGAUGCAGUACGUCGUCUCAACAGGAUCGUGGACGAUGUGCGUGCAAAGAAGCGUGAAUUAGAAGCAUUGCUAGAAGAAAGAAGACUAGAAGUUCAAAGAGUGUUGCGUGCAUCUGAAUAA
This is a messenger RNA of Rhizopus microsporus ATCC 52813, 1359 nucleotides long. RefSeq names its product EF-hand. Bases 1 to 1359 code for a protein of 452 amino acids. Gene Ontology annotation, biological process: actin filament organization; actin cortical patch assembly; endosomal transport. Gene Ontology annotation, cellular component: cytoplasm; mating projection tip; nucleus. The record is from RefSeq and is a predicted model, not a curated record. NCBI's taxonomy places the organism in Eukaryota, Fungi, Mucoromycota, Mucoromycetes, Mucorales, Rhizopodaceae. Gene Ontology annotation, molecular function: protein binding; calcium ion binding. The transcript has 5 exons.